AUGGUUUACGCCUUCACACUGCCAACUACAUCUCCCCUCUCCUUCCAGUCGUUUCUAUCGUCAUUAACACAUCCUUCCCUUCCACAAUCCGCCUCAACAGCCCGCCAUUCCCUCCGCCUCGCUUUGAAAGCACAUAAGCGCCUCCCCCGCGGCUCGCGCCAGGAGGCAAAUCUACCCACCGUCCUCUCUGCAUUGAAUGAAUACAUCCCCUAUCUAUUUGCGAUAUCCCAUGGCCUAAGCGGCCGAGCUGUAAAAAGUGAUUUCGCCGUUCGCGAUGGGAGCAAUGCAAGCCUCCACCCCGGCGAGGAAAUCGACAUUACCCUUCACACAGAGAUCGAGUCAUCCUGGAAACCUACAAUAUCAAUGGGAAGUCUAUUUAGUAAAAGCCCAUCGACUAGUAAUUCAGGAACGAAAACCUCCCGGUCGCGUGGUGGCCGAGUCUCAGGUCGCGGCAUUGAUUUCGAAAUCGCUUUCACACUUACAACGCUCGGAUAUGUCCUGAGUCGGCUUGCGCGAAUUGGCGCUAUGGAGUCGCUCUAUGCUUACACGAUGCCGACGGCAGAACAGCGUGUCGCAUCCCUGCAGGCGGCGACACGACACUUGCUACAGGCUAGCUCGGUGCAUAGUCUGCUUGCUUCGUCGCCUAGCUUGACGGCCGCCACUGGCUCCAGAGUACCGGAUAUCAAUGCCACUACCCAGUCUGCAUUGUCGUCACUUGCACUAGCCGAGGCUACGCUAAUUGCCGUUCUUAAAGAUGAUUCUUACGUCACAGCAUGUAUCCAGGCACGUAACCCGAAUGAUAAGGAAUGGAUGGUUCGCGCGCCGGAAAUUCCCAAAGUGCGUGCUCUUCUUUUUGCCAGAUUGUGCGUCCGUGCUGCAGAGUAUGCAGAACAGGCUGCUGCUGGGCUUGGAAGCGUUGGGUCCGGAACUGGAUCUGGCCGGAAUGGCGGCGUAGAUGAGGAGGUCACUCGCUACGCUGCUGUUUUGGGUCGUGUGGCCCGAGCCCGUGCGUGCCGGUUCUUUGGCAUUGAUGCUGAGAUAGCGGGUAAAGCUGGCGAGGCCAUCGCGUGGCUGCAAGCUGCGCGGACAUCUCUUGGUCUGCGUGGUAGCGCUGGCUUGUCAUCUAACGGCUCUGAUGAAAGUAGCGGGACGUCGAAGAGUGGCUUUUCGCGCUUGAAACGAGAGUGGUCGGAUAGACGCGAGGAGCGGAAGAUUGGCAAAUAUGCCGGUGGGGGUCGCGAUAAUGGGAGUGCGUUAGAAGCAGGAGAUGAUGUGGGUCGUGACGAAGAGGGUCGGGUGCUAGAGAUGCUGGAGACGAAAUGGGUGCGAAUAAAUGAUACAAUUAACACCCAAAUUAUUCCCCCAUCUGCCCCGUUGCUCUCUAAUCUGCCCUCUGGUCGGGAUAUUCAUACUCCCCCUGCACCAUACACACCCCCUUCAUUAGACGAGGAGCAAUUAGUACGCAUGCGUGCGCCACCUGAUGAACGAGAUGAUCUGCAGUUUGUAAAUGAUCCUGAUGAUAGUGAUGAGGAAGAAGAGUCUCUCCAAGCACCGCCGGGAACAUUCCCAUCCCGGGCACAGACUGCUUCUAACGUCUACUACUAA
Messenger RNA from Penicillium taxi, 1605 nucleotides. Its product is annotated as pH-signaling protein PalC. Gene Ontology annotation, cellular component: plasma membrane. The record is from RefSeq and is a predicted model, not a curated record. Gene Ontology annotation, biological process: cellular response to pH. NCBI's taxonomy places the organism in Eukaryota, Fungi, Ascomycota, Eurotiomycetes, Eurotiales, Aspergillaceae. The transcript has 2 exons. Bases 1 to 1605 code for a protein of 534 amino acids.